GAAAUGGGCUGCCUCCCAGGCCCUGUCCUGCAUCGUCCUCUACCCUCAUGUUCUGGGACAAGCGUCUCUCUGGAUUCAUUUGGCAUAAGCCAUAGAAGCAGAGUGUGUCUGUGUGCAGGGACUCAGAUCUGGUCUGGAAGGUCCCCUGGGCCUGAGGUCUCUGCAGUCCCAUCCUUCAGGGAGAGCAGAGCACGGCCCUGGGAGGGGCUGUUCCCCUUCCUGUGAGAAACUGCUUAUGAGGAAACCAUGAAGUGGCACACAGAGACUGGAUCUUGUCACACCCCGGUCGUCUGUCUGUCCUUCAGGGUUCUGUGGACUUUAUAAGUCGUCUGCACCACUGGGGACCAUGGGAGGCAGCAUCAGGAACGCAACCCUCUCUGCCCUCCUCUGCCUCGCGCUGUGUCGGGGCCUGUGGAACCAGGUGCAGGCAGGAGUCACCCCCAAACCCUCCAUCUGGGCUGACCCAGGACCCGUGGUCACCUGGGGGAGCCCUGUGACCAUCUGGUGUCAGGGGUCACUGCAGGCUGACGUCUACCAUCUGUAUAGAGAGGAGGUCUACAGCCCCGUGGGUAUAAAGGCCCCACAGGACUCCAGCAACAAGACCAGUUUCUCCAUCGAAUCUGUGAGCUCACAGACUGCAGGGCUGUAUCAGUGUGCCUAUCACAUCCGCAGGAACAGCUGGUCAGAGCGCAGUGAUCAGCUGCGCCUAGUGGUGACAGGAAUGUACAGCGCACCCUCCCUCUCAGCCCACCCAAGCCCUGUGGCGGCAUCAGGAGUGAAUGUGUCCCUCUUGUGCAGCUCAAAGAACACAUUUGGCACUUUCCAUCUGCUGAAGGAGGGAGGAGCUGAUCCUCCCCGACACGUGGAAUCGAGGAUCCAUCAUUGGAGGGAGCCGGCUGUCUUCCCUGUGGGCCCAGUGAACACCUCCCAUGGGGGGACCUACAGAUGCUAUUAUAAUCCCCACUCCUACCCAUAUGUGUGGUCACACCCCAGUGGCCCUCUGCAUCUUGAGGUCACAGGCGUGUACAGGGAGCCCUCCCUCUCAGCCCACCCAGGCUCGCUGGUGCUCUCUGGAGACAACCUGACCCUCCAGUGUCGCUCAGAGGCCGGCUUUGACAGAUUCGCUCUGACCAAGGAUGAGGGACUCACACCCCCGGAGCAUCUUCAUGGGCGGCACAGCCCUGACUUCCCCUUGGGCCAUGUGAACCACACCAACGGGGGCCAGUACAGAUGCUACGGUGGACACAACCUCUCCCACGUGUGGUCAGCCCCGAGCGCACCCCUGGACAUCCUGAUCAUGGGGAUGUACAAGAAACCCUCCCUCUCAGCCCAGCCGGGGCCCUCAGUGUCCUGGGGAGAGAACGUGACCCUGCGGUGUCGCUCUGAGAUCUGGUUCGAUACCUUCCAUCUGUCCAAGGAGGGGUCACCUGCUCCUCCCCAGCUCCUUCAUCUGCAGGACACGGCCGCCCCCUUUCAGGCCAACUUCACCAUCGGUCCUGUGACCUCAGACCACGAGGCGACCUACAGGUGCUACGGUUCAGACAGCACCUCCCCCCACCUGUUGUCACUGCCCAGUGACCCCCUGGAGCUCCAGAUCUCAGGUCCAGAUACAUUUGUGCUGAGUGGAGACAGCUGGGGAGGACUCAGGGCUGACAAAAGGAGAAAAGGCCAGAGGCACCGCCUCCUGAUCCUCCUCCAGUGUCCAGUCCUAGAAGCCCCUCACCCAGAGACAGAAGAACGUUGCCUAGAAGAGGCUGAUCCCCAGGGGCCCAAGACGACCCGCCCUGACAUGGCUUGUCUCCCAGGGGGGCUGAGGUGGGCAGAGAUACGGGGAGCCAUGGGGCUUCAGGGGCUGUGAGGCUGGGCGGACAGCAGAUGGAGCAUCAUGGCAGAGGGAGACGUUGGCACCCAGCCGGGGGCAGUGGCAGCCAGGCUGAAGUGAGGAGAAUGGCAGCCCCCCUCACCUCCCAUCCUGAUCUGGCGGUGGCUCUGAGAAUCGGCCCCUCACCCAGAGUCAGGCACAAGGAGGGGUAGGUGAGGGUCUCUGUGGGGAGGCGGUGCGUGGGAGGGGCUCAGGUCUGGUCUUGGCUCAGUCCCUUUCUGAGAUGGUGACCUGAGGAAAGUUCCUCCUUCUCCUUGGGACCAGUUUCUCCGAUUGCGCGGUCCAAGAAGGCUGCGUGGACAGAGUGUGGGGACAGAGACGGUGUCUGAGCUCUCCUCCACACGCUCAGGGGCGCAGCCCGUCCAGGAGGAGCCGUGGAGUUGGGGCAAGGACACCCCCGGGUUCAAACCCCAAUGCUGCUACUGCCCACCUGUGGGACCUUGGACGAAGCACACUGCUCUCCGAGCCCGAGGGUCCUCUCUGCACAGCAGGCCUCCACCAUGCCCCUCAGAGAGAAAGCCCUCAGCCUGGGGCCUAGCCCCGAGAGCUCAGGGAGGACAGCCCUCCCUCCUGCCCUUCCCAGACGCACACACUCCAUGUGCACACAGGCCCCCAUUGUGGGUGCCAGCCCUCUGCAGAGUAAGGGACGGACGUGGGCUGGGAGAGGGGGGUGGGGGAGGGAUUGUGUUUGCAGGACAGGUCUCUGCCUCGUGUUCUGCCUGGAGAGUAAGGGCACAGCAUAAAAAAUGAUAAUAGAAAACAAGGGAACCCACCAUUCUGGAUUCCAGUCCCAGCUCUGCCACUUCAGGCUGGGUGACCUGGGCACAUGAUUUACCUCUCUGUGCCUCAAUUUUUUUCAUCUGUAAAGUAGGUGGUUUGCAGAUGCUGCACGACUGUUCCAAGGGUUAGAGAUGAAUGCACAGACCCUAGCACGUGUGUGGCACACAGUACGUGCUCAAUUAAACGUCAUCAUUGGCCUAUGUGUGUCGUCACUCAUGCCCAAGGUUUCAAGUGGUACCUGAAGCCUCUGAUCUGGGUCUCAGUGGCCUUUGUCCUGUUGCUCUCCCUCCUCCUCCUCCUCCUCCUCUUCCGGCACCGGCGUGAGGGCAAACACAGGA
Equus caballus (horse) is the source of this 3000-nucleotide messenger RNA. NCBI's taxonomy places the organism in Eukaryota, Metazoa, Chordata, Mammalia, Perissodactyla, Equidae. The record is from RefSeq and is a predicted model, not a curated record.